CUACUGAGCUCUGUUUUCAACAAGAAGAAAAUGAGGAGAUGGAGAAUCUAAGCGGAAAUAGUUACGAUGACCGUGAAUUUAGCAAGAUUACAUCGGAUUACAUGAUGUAUUUGUUGAUAAUGCGACCAAAAUUGAUGUCGCAAGUGGCAGGAAUCGGAACUAUACGAUUCAGAGACACUUUAGCUGAAGCUGAGAGGUUUUUCAAAGGAAAGCAUAUCAAGAACCUGAGAGAUAUGAAACGAGCGAGUAAGACGAUUUUAUCGGUUAGUAACGAUUAUGAGCCAAUGUAUGUGAAGGGAAAUCGAAGCAAGUCAGUGCUUUUUGAUGCGAGUAUGUUGGCAAAAGAGCUUCAGAGAUUGGAAGAUAAUAAUAGUAGAAACGGACAUGGGAAAUGGAGAGUGUUAAGUAAAGUGUGGGUUGAGUUGCUAUGUUACGCAGCAAGUCAGUGUAAAGCUAUGGAGCAUGUGGCGCAACUUAGCAGAGGUGGGGAGCUUCUUAGCUUUGUUUGGUUGUUGAUGGCUCACUUUGGUUUAUCAGAUCAGUUUGAGAUCGAUAAAGGAGAACCUAGAGCUAUACUCGUUGCAGGAGAGUGAUAGUUAUUACUCGUUGAGAUCGUUCAAUGUGGGAUAUUGUUAUCCGUAAUUGUUAUAACAAAAAAUACAAUAUAAAUCUAUCUGUUGUACGAGAAAAAUUCUUAAAAAAUUGUCAACCUUUUU
This is a messenger RNA of Arabidopsis arenosa, 716 nucleotides long. Lineage: Eukaryota; Viridiplantae; Streptophyta; Magnoliopsida; Brassicales; Brassicaceae. The record is from the annotation of a GenBank genome assembly.